AUGCUACCUGGCGCCGUUUUCCGUUGCUGGACCCCGUUGCGUGCAACUGCCCGCGCUCUGCCUCACAGAACGGUUCUGAACCAGGUCCGAUAUGUGAGGAAUCUUCCAGGAAAUGCAGCAGAGGCUGCUGCCCAGUUCAGAACCACCAGCAUCUACAAAAAGAUAGCAGACAAUCCCGAAGCAAUCGCCGCGGUGAACAAGCUCUUGGAGCUGAUGAAGGAGAAGGGUUUUGGCUUCGACGCGGGAAAGCCUCCGUCCCCCAUGCAAAUGUUCAAGAUCGGCCGCGACCCUGAGGUUCGUCAAGCAAUCAUAACAGCCUUAGCUCAGCUCGAAUCGGCGGGUAUAGACGUCACGUCCAAGGAAACUAUGGAUGAGAUCAUGGGCGCAAAUAGGAAACCGUGA
Punctularia strigosozonata HHB-11173 SS5 is the source of this 402-nucleotide messenger RNA. RefSeq lists its product as uncharacterized. NCBI's taxonomy places the organism in Eukaryota, Fungi, Basidiomycota, Agaricomycetes, Corticiales, Punctulariaceae. Bases 1 to 402 code for a protein of 133 amino acids. The transcript is spliced from 3 exons. The record is from RefSeq and is a predicted model, not a curated record.